UAUUAAACUCAUGGAUGUUCAUGUUGUAUCUCCGAUAAUUAGUAAAUAGUAAGAACUAUCAGGAAAAAACAAUUAAACAAUACAUUAGAUUAUUGAAGUAAUGAAGUACAGUAUUAUAAAUUACAAUUUAUUACACUCAACAAUAAUUGCAAAGUUCCUAAUGUAGGUACUACACUACUAUAAUACACUUUGAAUAUUAUAAUUUAGAAAAGUGAAACGAAUCCUAUGUCGUCAUGAAAAUGUGUUUUGAGAAACGUUAAUACAACGUUACGCAUUGAUUUCAAAAAUAAUAACAACAAUUAUUAUUCAAUAUUCUGCAUUUUUUUCAAGGCGGUUUGUAACAGUGGGUAACGUGACUUGUUCCUACUCCGCGGCACCUAAUAUUUAUACCUACCUACAUCUACAUAAUAAUAUUAUUGCCUACUUACCCCACCUCAAAAUCGACAAUCAGAGUACCUAAUAUGUCAAAGUUUUGUUUUUUGUUAUAAUUUUACUUGAUUGUUGCGUGUUUUCCUAAAGAACCCGACUCGUCACAUACUUGCAAUGACUGGAUAUAGAAAGGAAAAACAGGGAAAGGUUCACUUGAAGAAAACCCGUCCACCAAAAAAAUCAAAAACAUCAAAUCCUUGUAACUGUUUGUCAUAUGUAAUUUCAUUUAUUCGAUUUAUCUAUGACUUUAUUGUGUCAUUAAUAUUUUACUAUGUUUAUAAAAAUACACCAUCAAAAACAUUGCCCCCAGUAGAAGAUCUAUUGGUUCUCGACAGUUGUACAACUAUUGUCAAUAAAAUUAAAAAUAAAGAAGUUACAUGUCGCCUUGUUGUUGAAUGUUUUAUCAAACGAAUUGAACAAGUGAACCCAACAUUAAAUGCUGUGGUUGACACGCGGUUUGACAAAGCUUUAGUUGAAGCAGAUGAAUAUGAUAAACUUAUUGAACUAGCUAACACAGAAGAAAAAAUUAAUUUAAUUUUUGAUGGCAAACCUUUAUUUGGAAUUCCAUUUACAUCUAAAGAAAGUACAGGAGCAAAAGGAAUGGCUUGGACUUUAGGCCUAGUAUCUAGAACUGGCAUGAAAAGCAAAGAAGAUGCAGAAGUUGUUAAAUCAUUAAAGACUGCUGGUGCAAUACUCUUAGGCGUUACAAAUGUCCCAGAAAUAAACCUAUGGUGUGAAACUAGAAAUAAAGUUUAUGGACAAACAAAUAACCCUUACAACACAAAUCAUUCAGCCGGUGGUUCUUCUGGUGGAGAAGCCAGUAUAGUAUCAGCUUGCGGUAGUCCCUUAGGUCUUGGAACAGAUAUUGGAGGAUCUGCUCGUAUACCUGCAUUCAAUUGUGGUUUAUUUGGGCAUAAGUUGACUACAGGCUUUAUAAAUACAAAAGGUAUGACAUUUAGAAAAGGUACGGAAAAACAAACCAUGGUCAGUGUAGGACCUAUAACUAAAUAUGCUGAAGAUCUAACUCCAGUAAUUAAAGCUUUCCUGGGACCGGAAAAAUCUUUGGAAUUGAAAAUUGGCCAAGAAGUUGAUUUGUCUAGUUUGAAGUAUUACUAUGUUGAUAAGCCCAAUGAUCCACGUGUUAGUCCCAUUAGCGAUGAAUUACAAAUAGUUUUAGAUCACGUUAUAGAGGAUAUAACGUCUAUCACUGAACUACCUCCGCUCAAAGUCAAAUUUUCAGGUACUCGUUAUAGCUAUAGCUUGUGGAGACAUUCUAUGACAAAGGAAGAAUCAGAUUUUUGUGCAACAUUGGGAAACAAUCAAAUUAGAGUUUCUGUAUGGUCAGAAAUCCUAAAAACAGUUGUAGGACGUUCAAAUCAUUCUUUGGCUGCAGUAUUAAAAUUAAUUGAUCUACAAUUACCAAAAGUAAAUGCAGUUUGGGCUGAUGCUGAGAUUGAAAAACUUUCAAAUGAAAUAUCGACAUUGUUGGGUGAUGAUAGCGUGUUAUUUUUCCCUUCGUCUCCAACCACAGCAAAACGUCAUUGUGAGCCAUUCUUGCAUCCCUACAAUUUCGCUUAUUGGGCUAUUUUCAACGUACUGAAGCUACCAGUCACCCAAGUGCCACUCGGUUUAGGUCUAAAUGGUUUACCAUUAGGAAUACAGGUGGUUGCUGGAAUAAAUCAAGAUCGAUUGUGUGUAGCCGUCGCAAAACACUUAGAAUUAACAUUUGGUGGAUGGAAACCUCCUUUUGCAACAAGUACCAUGAUAAAUUAAAAAUACAUUGUAGAAUUUUUGAUUAUAUUGGUUUUAUUUUUUGGUUAGAGGAAAUAUUUUUAUAUAAUGUUACACUUAUAAGUUAGUUAUUUGCUAAUUUUUGGUUACCAAUAUUAUUGUGAUAUUUAUGUGAAAUAAUACUUCUUAAUGUUGUGAUGA
This is a messenger RNA of Metopolophium dirhodum (rose-grain aphid), 2361 nucleotides long. RefSeq names its product fatty-acid amide hydrolase 2-A. The coding region runs from base 544 to 2202 and encodes 552 amino acids. The record is from RefSeq and is a predicted model, not a curated record. The transcript has 8 exons. NCBI's taxonomy places the organism in Eukaryota, Metazoa, Arthropoda, Insecta, Hemiptera, Aphididae.